CUUCUCAGGAAAGGUGUGAUUCAAAUCCCCAGAGCCCCCUCAAGUAUUGUCAAGCUGCUCCCCAGUGUUGCUCAGGGUUAGGCUGGGAAACAAGGAAAGAAAUUUGACACCAAGCCUCAUCUUGGCUACUGAGAGAAAUAUCAUCUCUGAGGUCACUCGACUUAAAGGGCAUUUCUAUUAUUGUUUGGUCAGGUCUUUGUGGAAGACGGCCCCUUCCUUGAUCAUGCAAAACGGAUCCGGGGGAAAUCAGAAAUUUUCUUGUCCACCUCUUCUCAGUAUUCCGGCUCCCCCAACUACCUCCGUCACCUUGUAAAAUUGGCAGACUCUGGACCUUUUGCAUGCUGGAGAAAAAUCACUGUUUUGCCUCCAGCAAGGAACAUGCCUGUUGCAACACUGACUCCUCCUCUAGUGAAGAAAGAGUGAACAAGUGCACCGAGUUGAGCUUCUUCGCAGAGACACGCGGCUGGCGACUGCGGAGCAGUGGCUAAAAUCCCCAGACGCCGGGUCUUCUGGGCUGGGCUUUCCCCGCCGCCGCGCUAUUCUGUCUUAUUCGCUCUUCUCCUGCUUCUGGAUUCUACCCAGGGCUCAGGAAACAGCUUUACCUGCAGUGAUAAAGCUCCCGUCCUUUGCAGGAAGUGCUCACCGCCUGCUAUGGCAGACUUUUCUCCCCAGCAAAACUAACGGACACGUCUGUCUGUGAAGGUGAGCACCACAGAUGCUUUGCACGUGAGCCCUGAAGGGAGCCUCUGAUACAUUGCCUGUAGCAAGAAACAGGAGCCAACAUGAAGGAAAACAUGCCAUCUGCCCUUGCUUUCAUCCUACUUUUUCUCAACAUCGGCCUUCUGAAUGGACAAUCACCACCUGGAAAACCUGAGAUCCACAAAUGUCGUUCUCCUGACAAGGAAACAUUCACCUGCUGGUGGAAUCCUGGGACAGAUGGAGGACUUCCUACCAAUUAUUCACUGAUUUACAGCAAAGAAGGAGAGAAAGACACCCAUGAAUGUCCAGACUACAAAACCAGUGGCCCCAACUCCUGUUUCUUUAGCAAGCAGUACACUUCCAUAUGGAAAAUAUACAUCAUCACAGUAAAUGCCACUAACGAGAUGGGAAGCAGUGCAUCGGAUCCACUUUAUGUGGAUGUGACUUACAUAGUUGAGCCAGAGCCUCCUCGGAACCUGACUUUAGAAGUGAGACAGCUAAAAGACAAAAAAACGUAUCUAUGGGUAAAAUGGUCCCCACCCACCAUAACUGAUGUGAAAACUGGUUGGUUUACGAUGGAAUAUGAAAUUCGAUUAAAGUCUGAAGGAGCAGAUGAGUGGGAGACCCAUUUUACGGGGCAGCAAACACAUUUUAAGGUUUUUGACUUAUAUCCAGGACAAAAAUACUUUGUCCAGACUCGCUGCAAGCCAGACCAUGGAUACUGGAGUAGAUGGGGCCAAGAGAAUUCCAUUGAAAUACCCAAUGACUUCACCUUGAAAGAUACAACCGUGUGGAUCAUUGUGGCCAUUCUCUCUGCUGUCAUCUGUUUGAUUAUGGUCUGGGCAGUAGCUUUGAAGGGCUAUAGCAUGAUGACCUGCAUCUUUCCACCAGUUCCUGGGCCAAAAAUAAAAGGAUUUGAUACUCAUCUGCUGGAGAAGGGCAAGUCUGAAGAACUCCUGAGUGCCUUAGGAUGCCAAGACUUCCCCCCCACUUCUGACUCUGAGGACUUGCUGGUGGAGUUUUUAGAAGUGAAUGACAGUGAGGACGUGCAGCUAAUGCCAUCCCAUUCCAAAGAGUACCCAGGUCAAGGUGUAAAACCCACACACCUAGAUCCUGACAAUGACUCUGGUCAUGGAAGCUAUGACAGCCAUUCUCUUUUGUCUGAAAAGUAUGAGGAGCCCCAGGCCUACCCCCCUGCUUUCCACAUUCCUGAGAUCAUUGAGAAGCCAGAGAAUCCUGAAGCAAAUAUUCCUCCCACCCAGGACCCCCAAAGCAGCAUCCCCUAUUUUCAUUCAGAUGUGUCUAAAUCUUCAACAUGGCCUUUACUGCCUGGCCAACACAUGACCAGAUCUCCUUAUCACAGCAUUGUUGAUGUGUGCAAGCUAGCUGGAGGUCCUGUAGAUACACUUGCCUCUUUCCUAGACAAAGCAGGAAAAAACCUUCUAAAAUUUUCUAAAACCCUCAAGACUGGAGAGGAAAAAGAGGUGGCUGAGCAAGAGGAGAUGAAAAGCUUCCAUUCUGAGACUAAACAGAACACAUCAUGGCCCCUGCUCCAGGAGAAAGCUCCCAUUGUCUAUGCUAAACCCCCAGAUUAUGUGGAGAUUCACAAAGUCAACAAAGAUGGAGUACUAUCAUUGUUCCCCAAACAGAAAGAAAACAACCAGGCAGAGAAGCCCGGGGUUCCUGAAGCCAGUAAGGAGUAUGCCAAGGUGUCUGGGGUUGUGGAUGACAACCUCUUGGUGUUAGUGCCAGAUUCACGAGCUCAGAACACAGCUUUGUUUGGGGAAUCAGCCAAGAAGGCUCUACCAUCGCUUGAACAGAAUCCACCUGAGAAAGAUCUGGCCAGCUUUGCGGCAACCUCAAGCAACUGCAGACUCCAACUGGGCAGGCUGGAUUACCUGGAUCCUACAUGCUUCAUGCACUCCUUUCACUGAUAGCUAGACUUAUGGAAUGAUCGGCUAAAAUGUGAUUUUUUUUCUUCAGGUAACACUACAGAGUCAUGGAAUAAUGUGGUCUGCUAGUGAAUGUUACAGGAUGUGGGUAAAAUAACACUACUUCACUCCUUUUCAUGUCGUGUUCAGCACUUGCCUCUUUUCAACAGCUGAUAUCCAGAACAAAUCGAUCUUGUUUCCUGUGAUUUGUAGACUUUCUCUUUGCUAUAAAUAUAUAUAUAUGUAUGUAUGUAUACAUAUAUAUAUUAUAUGUGUUCAAUGAAAUAAAAGCACAUUGCCUACCAUUCUUGAGGGAUGGUGCCAGCAGGUACAGCCACUGCAAUAGAUUUGGCAUGUGAUAGAAGGUAUGAAACACUCAAAAGGACUUAGCACAAGAAGAUGACAGAUAUGCUGAAAAUGCCAUGAAAACCGCUUUUAAAACUGAUUGCUAAGCCUUUACACUCCUCUUUCAUUCUAUUAGGAUGGUCCAAGCAUAGCACUUUUUUGAAGGAAUACAUUCUGGGACACCAGCCAAAUUGUUUACAACAGUCCCUAUACCUUACUGAUCCUUUGCCUGUAUGCAAAUGAAAUCAUGCCCCAAUUUUUUCUUAAAGUAGUUUGAGUAUGUUAAGCAUGGGUUAUUCUGCCUAAGCUUUAUUUCUUUCUAAGGCCCCUAGAGUGUAUAGUUUGGCGGAAUAUAAUUUCCUUACAAAAUAAGAUCAAUGAAUUCCACGUGGUGAACCAUUUUCAAAUGUGUUCCUUGCUUCAUUUCAGCAAGACAGAUGAUUUGUUAUAGACCCUAGUAUUUUCUUAUUGAAAAAAAAAUUCCCAAAGACUAAUUUUAAUCUAAACGGUAAUCAUUGCAGGAUGCUAAUAGAAGUGUUGCCUUACUGUAUAUACAAUUCUGCUUUAAUACAAACCCGUAAGUUUAGCACUGUAUUUUUGAAGACUAUUUUUCUAUUGCUUAGGUAAAGUAAAGACUAUUUUCUAACUUCCCAGUACUGCUGUUUACGUCUUCAAAUGGGGACAGUAAUUUUUGCUGCAAGGUUAUAAUGAGUAUUCAAAGUACAUAGUAUAUGCAGUAUAUAUGUGCAUAUAUAGUAUAUGCAGACCCUGUUAGAGUGAAAUGCCAGGCCAAUCCAUUGCCCACUGAGGAAUGUGAAGCAGACAAAAAAUUCAAUAAAGUAGAAUAGAGUAUAGUCUAUCUGAUUAUUUUUUUCUUCCAGUUACUUUAAAUAGCAGCCAUCAUUGACUUAGGGUUUUAGGACUCUCUAGACCUAAAAUAUUUCUCCCGUGAACUUAGGGCUCUGCUCACCUAUGGGCGAAUCUUAUGAACCAUCAUGGAAGUGGAGAGUAGUGACUGCUAGCAGAGUUUCCAAGACAGAGAAUUGGCUUUGUGUUAUUUGCUUUUUUUUCUGAGCAAUCCCGAACACAAAAGAAUUUUAAGCAAAACUAAAAGUCAAUAUCUCUUUGGAAUAAAUGUAUUUGAAAACUCUUGGCAGAAGUUGCUCACAUCAAGAAUGUCCAGAUAAAAGUUCUAGGAAAGCAAGCAGCUGUCCAGUGAUAAGAACAGCUUCAAAGGUCAGGGGAUGGGAGAAUCUGUAAGACAGCUCCAAGAGUAGGCUUCCUAAGGAGGCUCAAAGCCUUGUAUCUCCAUAUUAAUAAGAGUAUCUGCGACUCAUGUUCUGCACUCUGCUUCCCUCUGCUCUUCAUAUCACCUAUAGGCAAAUCAGUUCUCUGUCCAUUCAUUAACUGGAUAUAGAGACUCUGAACUCACCUUUUGUGAGUUAAAUAUUUCACCCAACAAGCACAUGUUGGUAGAAACUGGAUUCAGAGAUUCCUUGAAGACCAAAAGUAGACGUAGAGCCAACACUUUCAGAACUGCAAGUGCAAACACCUGAAGCAUAUUUCCCAGUACAUAAACAUCUUGUGAACAACAGAAGCAUUUGGGAAAGUUGUCCAGGAUCAUUCAAUGCCCUGGACCCUCCAUACUAAAUGUCUGAGGACCAACUGCAUUGCAUCACAUGGGUGCUACUUGGAAAUUUUGUUUGCAGCAUCUCAAGCCUCAUCGAAGACAUACAGAAUUGGAGUCUGCAUUUUACUAAAUGCCCAGAUAACUCACAUGCACACUCAAGCUGGAGAAGCAUUGUUUUCUACGACCAUUUCCACAAAAGGUUAUUUUUUCCCUCUCUUGGAAAGUACGGAGCAAGUCUUUUAAACUUGAAAUAAGCAACACUGUAUAUAAAGAAAAAGCAAAAACAAAACUAUCAGUCAUUUAAGAUUCACAUAAUGAUGAAGUUUAUAUGAAGUCACAUGAGAGAAUGACAUGCAAAAUACACACACCUUCCAAGAGGGUCAAUGAAUCUAGUUCACCUUGAAAACUACUGACAAAAUAAACAUCAAAGCCAGUGUAAACUAAACCUUUCCCAACAUAUUCUAUUCUUCUCCAGGAGAUAACAAAUCAUGACCACUAUAGAAUUGAUAGUGCAUAUUGUACUCAUAGUUUGAAACUUAAAAAUCUGCAUCUGAUAUAUAGUUUCACAUAUGUGAAAAACAUGACUGUCUAAAGGCAAGUUACAUCCCACAAAAAUCAGUUAACAUUCAUGAAAUUAAAAAAUAAAAUAAAAUAAAACCCAUAGUUCAAUUUGUUUAUUAGAAUUCUUAUGGUCAAAUAUUUUCUGUUGAAAAACAGCUGUUUGAGUGAAAGAAUGAAUAUUAGGAGUCAAGAUAUCUGGGUUCUAGUCCUGCUUUGCCUUGGAAAGGCCAAUUACCUAUUUUGGAUUUCAGUUUUCUCUGACUAUGUUGGAUGGAUAAUCUGAAAGCCCUAUUGAAAUUCGGUAUCCUUGAUUCUAUGACUCACUGAGCAAUUUGAACCAAUUCCUGACAUCUUAAUUAAGUUGCUAGACAGUUGUAGAAAUGCAAAGUCACCUUCACUGAUGUACUCAUCCCUGCUUCACUCCUUAAAGGCUCGACAUCCCGUUAGUCUGCACAUAUGAAGACAAACAGGAUGUUGAGACUUUAAGUCAGACUCUAAGAUCAUGGGCAAAUAUGUGUUCAGAGAUAAGACGUAUAGCUAAGAAAGACACAGGAAAUGAGACACUGGUCUUUAGAAAAACUAUCUUUGAUGCAUCAAGCCAUGCUUAUUCCUGUGUGGAGCCAACAGCUUCAAGUCUCUGUUCUUGUAUUUGGUUGUUGACUGUUUUCCUAUCAUCAUAGUUCAUGAAUAACCAUUGAACAUAUAAAUUAAAGAACCUUUUGCUCUGAAUCACAAAAAUGUAUAGUUUUGUAAGCAACUAAGAAUUCAGGUUCUGAAGUACAUGGAAACUGAAUAUAUCCAGUGGAUGAUUGAUAGAACUUUAGGGCACAAAUGGCAAAAUAUUCUCUGAUAGGUUUUAACAGAUGCAUAGAAGGAACUUUAAUAUGAGCACAACUUACCAUCAACUCUGUCACUGAUUUUUAAAAGAUGAUACAUUCUCCUAAGUGCCUGAGACCAAUUCUGGUAAUCAGUUAUAGGCUAAUGAUUCACUGUAAACUGGUUUGGUGGGAAGCAGCCAAGCUCUUGUUGCAUGUGAAAAAUCAAAGCUGGGAGGAGACUCUUUGCUUGGCGUAAUCCGAGAGAAUUGGUGAAUCUUCAGUUAAUGAACAAGCAAAGGACUUGAGCUCCAGGGUAAAGAUUGUCCAAACAGAAGCCUAGCUCCUUUUUUUUUAAUUUUUUUUUUAUUCAGCUUCCCUCUGCUGUCCAUAAUU
This is a messenger RNA of Peromyscus californicus insignis, 6377 nucleotides long. RefSeq names its product prolactin receptor (gene Prlr). The transcript is spliced from 10 exons. Gene Ontology annotation, biological process: cytokine-mediated signaling pathway. NCBI's taxonomy places the organism in Eukaryota, Metazoa, Chordata, Mammalia, Rodentia, Cricetidae. Gene Ontology annotation, molecular function: cytokine receptor activity; cytokine binding. The record is from RefSeq and is a predicted model, not a curated record. The coding region runs from base 783 to 2633 and encodes 616 amino acids. Gene Ontology annotation, cellular component: signaling receptor complex; external side of plasma membrane; membrane.